Messenger RNA from Fraxinus pennsylvanica, 732 nucleotides. The record is from the annotation of a GenBank genome assembly. NCBI's taxonomy places the organism in Eukaryota, Viridiplantae, Streptophyta, Magnoliopsida, Lamiales, Oleaceae.
AUGGAGAGUGGGUUUGGGGAAUCGACAAGCAGGCACCGCCCCAGCCCUUCUUUCUCUAGCAAUAACAAUAACAACAGCGAUGCCGGGAAUUUUGAGUGCAAUAUUUGCUUUGAUUUAGCACAAGACCCUAUUGUCACACUCUGCGGUCACCUCUUUUGCUGGCCUUGCCUUUACAAAUGGCUUCAUAUUCACUCUCGGUCCCAGGAAUGCCCGGUUUGUAAGGCUCUUAUUGAAGAGGAGAAAUUAGUCCCUCUAUAUGGCCGAGGUAAGAACUCAACUGACCCUCGGUCUAAGUCAAUUCCUGGGAUGGAGAUUCCACAUCGGCCUGCAGGACAGAGACCUGAGACAGCUCCUCCGCCAGAUCCUAACGUUAAUGCUUUUGCACAACAAGGAUUUGGAGUUAUGGGGGGCGUUGGCCCCUUCGGGGGGUUUGCACCUAUGGCUACUGCGAGAUUUGGGAACUUCACAUUAUCUGCGGCACUUGGUGGUCUAUUCCCCUCAUUUUUUAACGUUCAGGUGCAUGGAUUUCCUGAUGCCAACAUGUAUGGAGCCGGUCCUGCAGCAGCAGCAGGCAGAUUCUACCCUAAAAUUGCUCCUGUUGGUUAUUGGUUUGAGUGUACUUGUGACUCUCAUUUGGAGUUGAGUGUUAUGCAACUUGGAAGCUUCAAAAUCACAAGGAUUUUGUUGAUUCUACCUUACUCAUUUUCGGUAACAGAAUUAUCUUGUGGUUAA